Molecule: messenger RNA, 1188 nt
Organism: Corythoichthys intestinalis (scribbled pipefish)
Lineage: Eukaryota; Metazoa; Chordata; Actinopteri; Syngnathiformes; Syngnathidae
Gene: dr1
Product: down-regulator of transcription 1
Exons: 3
Coding region: 467-1009 (180 amino acids)
Biological process (GO): RNA polymerase II preinitiation complex assembly; negative regulation of transcription by RNA polymerase II
Cellular component (GO): negative cofactor 2 complex
Molecular function (GO): TBP-class protein binding; RNA polymerase II general transcription initiation factor activity; protein heterodimerization activity
Source: RefSeq, a predicted model, not a curated record
UUUUAAAGCGACACGACAUCCGGUUUUGUCUCUACGUCACAUCCGCACCAAUGUUGGCUAACGUUGCUCGGGAUUUAUUUUUAACGCAGCCAACGGUUCUUUGCACGCGUUUCAUGGAAGCGUCGAUUUGCACGGCUCUCAAGUGACGCCUUUUAAUCCAAUUUUUGGAUCCACGCUUUGAAACUUUGCGUGUGAGCGAGCGCUUCCUUUGUUAGCCCGGUUUUAGCUUAGCUUUAGCCAUGCUGUCGCUCUUAUUCUGCUCGGCGUUGACCAAACACGGCCGCUAAACAGUUAACUUUCCGUUAAAACUCGUUUUUCUUCCUUCCGACGAGGCUUUUUUUUGUGAAAUUUAAUCGUUGGGGUUCAAUGCGGGGAGUAGUUUCGCUUUCUGUUGCGGUGUUAGCUUAGCCGCAGGAUAGCGGACGGUCUUUUUUGUUGUUUGUGUUAUUUUUGUCUUUUUGACGUCAUGGCUUCGUCAUCCGGCAACGACGACGACCUAACCAUCCCGCGCGCCGCCAUUAAUAAGAUGAUUAAGGAGACGUUGCCCAACGUGCGCGUGGCCAACGACGCACGCGAGCUAGUGGUCAACUGCUGCACGGAGUUUAUCCAUCUCAUCUCCUCGGAAGCCAACGAGGUCUGCAACAAGUCGGACAAGAAGACAAUCUCGCCCGAGCACGUCAUCAACGCUCUGGAGAGCCUGGGCUUUGCCUCGUACAUCGCGGAGGUGAAGGACGUGUUGCAGGAGUGCAAGACAGUGGCCCUGAAGAGGAGGAAGGCCAGCUCACGCCUGGAGAACUUGGGCAUACCCGAGGAGGAGCUGCUCCGCCAGCAGCAGGAGCUCUUCGCCAAGGCGCGGCAGCAGCAGGCGGAGCUGGCCCAGCAGGAAUGGCUGCAGAUGCAGCAGGCGGCGCAGCAGGCCCAGAUGGCGGCAGCCGCGGCAGCGGCCGGUUCCGCCGCGGCCCAACAGGCCGGCUCCUCUCAGGACGAAGACGAAGACGACGACAUGUGACGGCCGCCUCAAUGACUUUAAAUGGGACGUCGGGAGACUUUUUGGCUUUUUUUUUUCUCAAAAAAACAACAAAAAAAACAUGACUGAUCGGCAUCACCAAAGACUGACGCCUUGACGACGACACUUUGGCUUCACUUGUUCAUUCCACAAAACUUCAAGCAAUAAAUAGUCUUUUUUUU